Messenger RNA from Ictidomys tridecemlineatus (thirteen-lined ground squirrel), 2376 nucleotides. It is a transcript of the gene Aldh1a1, whose product is annotated as aldehyde dehydrogenase 1 family member A1. Gene Ontology annotation, molecular function: oxidoreductase activity, acting on the aldehyde or oxo group of donors, NAD or NADP as acceptor. The record is from RefSeq and is a predicted model, not a curated record. NCBI's taxonomy places the organism in Eukaryota, Metazoa, Chordata, Mammalia, Rodentia, Sciuridae.
GCAACAGGGCCCAGAACUUCCCUGCAGAGAAGGGCCUGAAGAGAACAUCCUGCCCUGAAGACAGGAGGGCUGGACCUCCCACUUGCACUUGCACAGGGAGGAGUCUGGAGCUGGAAGGGACAUUUGGAAGCCAGGAAGAGAGAGAGAGAGAGGCUUCUGCAGCCUGUACAGGAGCUGUGAGAUUUCUCCGUGAGUGGCUGCAUGAGAGAAAAACAACAGGAAGACCUUUACCAAAAAAAAAUCACUUAGAAAAAUUACUCAAUGGAAAACCACAAGACUGAGAAUGACAUCUCCACCGGUACUUGCUGUGCAGCUCCGGAUGCUCCACUUGAGCAGGGAGCCGAACCAGAAAUGUUGUCCUCAGCAGUGCCAGAGUUACCUGUCCCACUCACCAAUUUGAAGAUUCAAUAUACUAAGAUCUUCAUAAACAAUGAAUGGCAUGAUUCAGUGAGUGGCAAGAAAUUUCCUGUCUUAAAUCCUGCGACUGAGGAGAAAAUCUGUGAGAUAGAAGAAGGAGAUAAGGCAGACGUUGACAAAGCUGUGAAGGCUGCAAGACAGGCUUUUCAGAUUGGCUCUCCAUGGCGCACUAUGGAUGCUUCAGAGAGGGGACGCCUACUAUACAAGUUGGCCGACUUAAUUGAAAGAGAUCGUCUGCUGCUGGCCACAAUGGAGUCAAUGAAUGCUGGAAAACUGUUUUCUAAUGCGUAUCUGAUGGAUCUAGGAGGCUGCAUAAAAACAUUACGCUACUGUGCAGGCUGGGCUGACAAGGUCCAGGGCCGUACCAUACCGAUUGAUGGAGACUUUUUCACUUAUACAAGACAUGAACCUAUUGGUGUAUGUGGCCAAAUCAUUCCUUGGAAUUUCCCAUUGGUCAUGCUCAUUUGGAAGAUAGGGCCUGCCCUUAGCUGUGGAAACACGGUGAUUGUCAAACCAGCAGAACAAACUCCCCUUACUGCUCUUCAUGUGGCAUCUUUGAUAAAAGAGGCAGGGUUUCCUCCUGGAGUAGUGAAUAUUGUCCCUGGCUAUGGGCCUACAGCAGGGGCAGCCAUCUCUUCUCACAUGGAUAUUGACAAAGUGGCCUUCACAGGAUCCACAGAGGUUGGCAAGAUGAUCAAAGAAGCUGCAGGGAAAAGCAAUCUGAAGAGGGUCACCCUGGAGCUGGGGGGAAAGAGCCCUUGCAUUGUGUUUGCCGACGCCGACUUGGCCAGUGCUGUUGAAUUUGCACAUCAAGGCUUAUUCUACCAUCAGGGCCAGUGCUGUGUAGCUGCAUCCCGGCUUUUUGUGGAAGAAUCAAUUUAUGAUGAGUUUGUUAAAAGAAGUGUUGAGCGGGCUAAGAAAUAUGUACUUGGAAAUCCUCUGACCCCAGGAGUAAAUCAAGGCCCUCAGAUUGACAAGGAACAGUAUGAUAAAAUACUUGACCUCAUUGAGAGUGGGAAGAAAGAAGGAGCCAAACUGGAAUGUGGAGGAGGCCCCUGGGGGAAUAAAGGCUACUUUGUCCAGCCCACAGUUUUCUCUAAUGUUACAGAUGAGAUGCGCAUCGCCAAAGAGGAGAUAUUUGGACCUGUGCAACAAAUCAUGAAGUUUAAAUCUUUAGAUGAUGUGAUCAAGAGAGCAAACAAUACUCUCUAUGGCUUAUCAGCAGGAAUCUUUACCAAAGAUCUUAAUAAAGCCAUAACUGUCUCCUCCGCUCUACAGGCAGGGACCGUGUGGGUAAAUUGCUACAGUGUGGUAUCUGCUCAGUGCCCCUUUGGGGGAUUCAAGAUGUCUGGAAAUGGACGAGAACUGGGAGAAUACGGUCUCCAUGAAUACACAGAAGUCAAGACAGUCACCAUGAAGAUCUCUCAGAAGAAUUCGUAAAGAUACACCAGAAUGGACAGAACACUUUUCAACGACUAAGCAUCUCCUAUAAUCACUACUAUGUGGGGUCUAAAUAGAAAAAUGUUCUUUUUUUGAUUUUUUUUAAACAUAAGCUAAUCACCUUAGUAUUAAUACUGCACAUAGAAAGCUUGACAUGUAGCUUAUUCUGAAGGAAUAACUUGAUUUUUGUUAUGUGACUCCCAAGUCCUAUCCUAAAUAAAAAGGAUGGACUUGGAUGUAAGAUCUCUGACUCUGUGGUAGUCAUGUAGUUUUCUUUGUAGCUACUGGUCCAGAAUAAUCAUUUUACAGAAGACAAGCAGUAGUCGUGUAGCCUCUUUCCCCUAAUGACUCCCUGAAGUACUUAAUAUACAUGCUAACUGCAGAGUAAGUUGCUCUGUUCCUGGUAGGUAUGAAGUCCUUUUUUGUGUUUUCUAGAAUGUUAUGUCAGCUUGUCAAAUAAAAUACAUAGGUGUAAUCUGCAUAUAAAGCUUAAUAAAAAAUGACCUUGCAUGAAUCUUA